Molecule: messenger RNA, 900 nt
Organism: Panicum virgatum (switchgrass)
Lineage: Eukaryota; Viridiplantae; Streptophyta; Magnoliopsida; Poales; Poaceae
Exons: 1
Coding region: 1-900 (299 amino acids)
Molecular function (GO): zinc ion binding; nucleic acid binding
Source: RefSeq, a predicted model, not a curated record
AUGAAGAAGAAUGGGUAUGGUAGUGAGCUUUAUGGUAAGAAUAUGUGGUGUGCUGCCAAGAGCUUCACAAUUGAUAAGUUCAACUACUUCAUGGGCAAGAUAGAGGAGAAAGAUCCUAGUGCACUUGAGUGGUUGGAUGAGCAUCAUCCAUUUGUUUGGAGUAGAAGCAAAUUCUAUGAAGAUUGCAAGAUAGAUUACAUCAACAAUAAUCUUUCUGAAAGUUUCAAUAGUUGGGUGUCAAAAACCAAGGAUUUUCAGAUUGUUGAGAUGCAUGACAAGAUAAGACAGAUGAUCAUCAAGAAAAUGGUUUUGAGGGCCAAAAUUGGUAGAAAAAUGUCAGGAUACAUCAUCCCAGAUAUCAUCAAUGCUCUGAAUGCUAAAACCAAGACUAUUAAGGACCAUGAGGUGUUGAUAUGUGGGGCUGGAACAGCAGAAGUAACAGUGAACAGAUUCAGACAUGCAGUUAAUUUGGAACAAAGGACAUGUACUUGUAGAGCUUGGCAAGUGACUGGAAAGCCCUGCACUCAUGCUCUAGCUUUUAUUGCUAGGCUUAGCAGGCAUGCAAAGAUGGAUGAAUUUAUUGAUGACUACUUCUCUGUUGAUAGGUUUAGGAAGGCAUAUGCAGGUACUUUCAAUCCUAUGACAUCUAAGGAUAGUUGGCCACGUGUUGAUUUAGGCUACAAAGUCAAGAAACCUAAAUUGAGAAGGAAACCAGGCAGACCAAGAAUAUCUAGAAUGAAGUCAUAUGAUGAGGCUGGCACUAGCAAAAAGAGGAAGCCAUGUUCUGAAUGUAAUGAACUAGGCCACAUAGCCAAGCAUUGCCAAGGAGGUCUCACUGCAAGUCAAAAGAGGAAGAUUUCAGCUUCACAAAAUGGAUCAUCUUCACAAACCUUAGGGUGA